This is a messenger RNA of Medicago truncatula (barrel medic), 567 nucleotides long. RefSeq lists its product as uncharacterized. Bases 1 to 567 code for a protein of 188 amino acids. The transcript has a single exon. The record is from RefSeq and is a predicted model, not a curated record. Lineage: Eukaryota; Viridiplantae; Streptophyta; Magnoliopsida; Fabales; Fabaceae.
AUGAAAGUUUCAAGUGAAAUGAAAGUAGAAGUUUCUGAAGAAAUGAAAGUAUUCAAGGAAGGGAUUCAAUUGGUUAUAAAUUCUUGGUGGGAGAUUCAAAGUUUCAUCAAGAAAGAGCGUGGUGGCAUUCACUCCUCGCGCAAAGUUGAUGAACUUUGUCAUAGUAUAUUUUCUUGGUUCAUUGAAUCCAAAGAAGAAUCACUUAGGCUUGCUUCUGCAAAAAUUACACUUCCACAAAGAAUGUUUCGUUUCGUUGGAAUUAUCGGUUCUCUUGAUGAUAGUGUUAAGCGGCUCUGUGAACUAGUAUGGGCUAUGUAUGAAGAAUGUAACACCGGUGAUUUCACCUCUGUUGAAUUAAUAAAAGAAGUCAGUCUUACCCUAGCUCGUCGACUAAUACAAAAACAAGUAUGUACAUCUUAUGAUAUCAACGAUUCUGGAGGUCGUUUGCAAGGACAAUCUCUAAACGAGUUUAGAGAAGGGGUUGAUUUGGUUAUGGAGAAGUUGUGGGUUGAUUGCGGACCAAACCCCCACGAUAUGCUUGAAGAUAUCACCGAAGUUGAUUUCUGA